This is a messenger RNA of Dipodomys ordii (Ord's kangaroo rat), 1911 nucleotides long. It is a transcript of the gene Klkb1, whose product is annotated as kallikrein B, plasma (Fletcher factor) 1. Gene Ontology annotation, molecular function: protein binding; serine-type endopeptidase activity. The coding region runs from base 1 to 1911 and encodes 636 amino acids. The record is from RefSeq and is a predicted model, not a curated record. Gene Ontology annotation, cellular component: extracellular region. The transcript has 14 exons. Gene Ontology annotation, biological process: proteolysis. Lineage: Eukaryota; Metazoa; Chordata; Mammalia; Rodentia; Heteromyidae.
AUGUUUUCAUUCAGCCAAGCUGCUCAUUUUCUUUGUUUGUUUUCCACAGUUUCCUGUGGUUGUCUGACUCAACUAUACAAAAACACCUUCUUCAGAGGUGGGGAUGUGACCGCCUUGUACAGCCCAGAUGCCCACCACUGUCAGAUGGUGUGUACAUUUCACCCCAGGUGUUUGCUCUUCAGCUUUCUCCCUUCAAGCUCAACCAAGGAUCCCAAGAAAAGGUUUGGUUGCUUCUUGAAAGACAGUGUGACUGGAGACCUGCCAAGAAUGCGUCGAACAAAUGCAAUAUCUGGAUAUUCCUUAAAACAAUGUGGAUAUCAAAUAAGUGCUUGCCACCGGAACAUUUAUGAAAACAUUGACAUGAGAGGGUCCAAUUUCAAUAUAUCUAAAGUUACAAGUCCUGAAGAAUGCCAAAAACUGUGCACCAAUAAUAUUCUCUGCCAUUUUUUUACAUAUGCCACACAAACAUUUCCCAAUGCAGAGUAUCGGAACAACUGCCUGUUAAAACACAGUCCAAGUGGUACGCCCAUGAGUAUAAAGGUGCUGGACAGUGUGGUGUCUGGAUUCUCCCUGAAGCCUUGCGCACUUUCAGAAAUCGGUUGCCAUAUGGAUCUGUUCCAGCAUCGAGCCUUUUCAGACAUGGAUGUGGCCAGAGUGGUCUCCCCAGAUGCUUUUGUGUGUCGAACCAUCUGCACUUACCACCCCAACUGCCUCUUCUUUACAUUCUAUACGAACGCGUGGAGUGUAGAGUCACAAAGAAAUGCAUGUUAUCUUAAGACUUCUAAAAGUGGUACCCCAAGUCCCUCUAUUCAAGAAAACACUAUAUCUGGACACAGCCUGGCCACUUGCAGGAAGACAUUGCCCGAACCCUGCCAUUCCAAAAUCUACUCUGGAGUCGACUUCAGAGGAGAUGAGCUGAAUGUGACUUUUGAGGAAGAAGCUACUGCUUGCCAGGACACUUGCACAAAGAUAAUUCGCUGUCAGUUUUUUACUUUCUCAUCCCUCCCAGAAGACUGCAAAGGAGAGAAGUGUAAAUGUUCCCUAAGGUUCUCACUGGAUGGCAACCCAGCUAGGAUCACAUCUGGGCCCCACUGGAGCUCUGGCUAUUCUCUGAGACUGUGCAAAACGGGGGACGGCUCUGUCUGCACGACAAAAACAAAUGCACGCAUUGUGGGGGGAACAAACUCUUCUUUGGGAGAGUGGCCCUGGCAGGUGAGCCUGCAAGUCAAGCUGACAUCGCGAAACCACGUGUGUGGUGGGUCCAUCAUCGGAGAGCAAUGGGUCCUGACUGCUGCCCAUUGCUUUGAUUUGAUGCCCCACAUGGAUGUUUGGCACAUUUACGGUGGUCUUAUAAACCUGUCUGAAAUUACAAAAGAAACUCCUUUCUCACAAAUAAAAGAACUUAUUAUUCACGAGAACUAUAAAGUCUCAGAAGGAGGGCAUGACAUUGCCUUAAUAAAACUGCAGGCUCCUUUGAAUAAUACUGAAUUCCAAAAGCCAAUAUGUUUGCCUUCUAAAGCGGAUAUAAAUACAAUUUAUACCAACUGUUGGGUGACAGGUUGGGGCUACACUAAGGAAAAAGAUGAAAUCCAAAAUACUCUACAAAAGGCAAGUCUCCCUUUGGUAACAAAUGAAGAAUGCCAGAAAAGAUAUAGAGAUUAUACCAUCACCAAACAGAUGAUCUGUGCUGGCUACAAAGAAGGGGGGAAAGAUGCUUGCAAGGGUGAUUCCGGUGGCCCUUUAGUUUGUAAGCACAAUGGAGUGUGGCAGUUGGUUGGCAUCACCAGUUGGGGUGAAGGCUGUGCCCGCAAGGAACAACCAGGUGUCUAUACCAAAGUUGCUGAGUACGUGGACUGGAUUUUGGAGAAGACCCAGAAUGGCAGUGGAGAUGCAUCAAUGACAUCACCAUGA